UAAAUGGCAGGAGUGAUUCCAAGUACCUUCAAUUUAGAUCCAUUAUUCGGUGUGUUUGCUCACAGGCUAUAUCUCUGGUAGCUUAAUUUACUUGUGUAUUUGCCUUGAGAAGUACAGCUCUAACAGUGGAAGAUUUAAAUCCAGUUUACAGCGUUUCUGUUUCACUGUCCUCCUGGCCUGCUCUUUCAUGUUCUCUGCUGCCCAACCCCAUUAACUGCUGUUAAUGGGGUUAAUGUUAAUUAACUGCUGUAGUAUCUCCCUGGAUUGCCUGUACAACACAUCUGGGGGAAACUGGAGCCUUGCUGAAGUCAUUCCUUCCCCAUGAGCUAGGAAGAAAUCAGAAUUUCAUCCUCUGAAUCCACUGAGUAUGGAUUCUUAAUUUCUCUGCAAUAAAUAACCCCUGCCUUGGCCCUUUCUGGCUAAGUCCAGCCUCAGGUGGAGUCCAGAGCAAAUCCUCCACCACCACAAAGUCAGCAAGUAUGUUUUGCCACUUUUAGUGGCUUUGCUAAAUCGAGAGAUCUGGGAAUGAUCUGGACUUAUCUUGGUUAUCUGAGAUGGCAGCAGAGAGAUCAGCCAGUACCUGCUCAAUCAGCCAGCACUAAAAGAGCUGCAUUAUUGUACUCAACCUUAUCACCUAAGGACAAUUUCACCAAACUUGCUAAAUCUGCCAGUGAAGAACAAACUGAAACAACCUGAUUAUUUUUCAAAGGUCCUAGAUUAAAAUAACAGAAUCGAGGAUUGGAAAUAUCAUUGAAGUCCACAGAAGACAGAACUCUAGACAGGCUCAGCUCUGAUGAUCUUCCUGUGACAGACUUCUGUGUCAGCGCUCUGCGGUUCCUCAUUCCUGCCUGCUCCCAUCUUGACCUUCUGCUCCAGGAGGAAGUUCACAGACUGCUGUUUGUUUGGGGCUGAGGCACUGAGCUGAAGCCAUCCCCUUUGCAAACCCCUCAUUGACAGCCCCUGGCCACUCAGCCAGGGCCCCUUCACACAGCAGGGGAGAGGAGAAAUAUCAGAGUAAAACCCCAUGUGGGAGUCGCAGUGCUGAUGUUGGGUGCCUGUAAAUCACUGCUGUGUCCUCAGGGGAUGGAAGAUCUUCUUUCAGCCACUGACACAGUCAGGAUCUCUCUGGGGUGUAACACAGUCCUGAGGACUGCCAUGAUGGGGAGAAAGUCUGUGCUGGGGGUCCCAACCACUGCACUGCACUGGGAAGCUGCUCAUCCUGCCCAGGACCCAAACGUGGGAAACAGGGAAAUGACAAGUCACAUCUGAUGGUGAUGUAACAGUGAUAACACAGCAUGGAUGUGGCUUGAAAAAUUCCCCAGCAACUCAGCCAAAGUGGCUCUUUGAAGAAAUGCUUCUGUCUGUUUUCAGGUAACUGAGCUGCCCUCGAAAUCCUCAUGCAGCAAAUACCUUUGUAGGCACCUUCCCUGUACGUGUUCCAUCCCGAGCCUCUACCUCUGAGCCACUUCUCCCAGCCGUCCUCUCAUUCCAAGGGAAGGGUGGGAAGGAUGCACUGUGAAUUUCCAGGCAGUGGCAGGAAUGCAUCUCCAAGGAAGAUGAAGUGGAUGGAGUGGGAAGCUUCUCAGCACAAAGCAGGUUUGCCAUCCUUAGCCACUUUUUGAAUUUAGAUCUUGCUGUUACUUGUUUUGGCUCAGCACCAGUCAGCUGGGAAGGAAGGAGUUACUUGGUGAUCCAAGGGAAAAGCCACAGCUCCUCUUGCCGUGGCAAGGCAUUGAGAGGGAAGGGGAUUCUGGAGAUUUGUUCUUUCUGCUCUUUCCAAGGGGCAUAUUGGAAGAAAGCCAGGGAAGUGGAUUUGCUUUUUGUAUUUGGGUUUCUGAAACUUUUAGUGGAAGCAUUUAAUUCUGGGGGAAAACAGCAUUGUCACUCAAAACCCCAUAGCUGUGAGGAAAAAAAAAAAAAAGUGGUUUGGGUAGGAAAUUAGACACUUCUGCUUGAGAAAACAAACUAAAGCAGCCCAGCUCAAGCUGGCAGCCCAUUCCAGAGUCAGGGAGCAGCAGUGCAGGGGGUUGGAUGGCUGUCCAUCAUCCCAAUCUAUCAGAACAGGGAAAGCAACCUGGCAUCCCAACCAGUCCAUCAACAGGGGCUGACCUGCACUCAUUCUGCCCCAGUCCCUGCAUCCCUGCUCUGGCCAGGCCCUCUCAAAACUCCCCAAAAUCCUUUGGGCUCUGUGCAGAAGGGCCUUUGGUCCUUGCUGGGAUGGGCAUAAUGCUGGAGGAACCUGCUGCAUUUUGGCAUUUUCCUGGGAACCCAGUGACUAUUUCAGAGAAAAAGCAGAGUCUCCGUCAUGGAACACCCCAGGGUGAGUCAUGAGCCCUGGGUGAAGGGGAGGAAGCAACUGUCUUAAAAAGAAAACAUCCAGUGUCUGUGGGUAAGCACUGCCCAAAGAAGGGGCAGGAGAAGACAGCUUGGAAUCUUGGAAUGCUCUUUGGACAUCCAUGUGCAGGUGGGCCUGGCUUCAUCCUGAAGAAUUUUUUGUGAAAAACCACAGAGAAAAUUCCAACUCAGGAGCAAGAAGCUGGAAAAUGAGGAUUUUCUUGGUUUGGACCCUUUUCCUCGUGAGAGCCACGAGCACAGGUGGCCAGGCAGUGACAGGCCCCAGGCAGGUGACAGUUGAGCAGGGCAGCUCGCUGGCAGUGUCCUGUAGCUACAAGCCACGCUACAAGCUCAACUCCAAGUACUGGUGCCGCAAAAACUCCCUCCGGGUUUGCUUCACCUACAUCAUCCAAACCGAUGGCUCAGAGGUAACAGUGACACAGGACAGGCUGUCCAUCAGGGACAACCACACAGCAAAUUCAUUCAGAGUGACACUGAGCAGUGUCACACUGGAGGAUGCAGGCCAGUACUCCUGCGGGGUGAAGAGGAGACUGGGGAUCAAUCGCUGGCACAGCACCAAGGUGAUGGUCUCUGCAGCUGUUUCAAACACAACAGAGGACAGCAAUGUGAGCCUGUUGACCACCAACCCUCUGUGCCCCAGAGGCUGUGGGGAGACUCCAGUGCUGUCCCAGCUCAGUGUCAUCCACUUGCUGCUUCUUCUCAGCAUCAAGGUGCCCAUGGCAUUGGCUGUGGUUUGUGGAGUGGCCUGGGUGAGGAGCUGGCGCAGGAGCCAUGACCAGGAAAACCUGCAGGUCUUGGAGGUGUCCAGCAGCACCAGGGCACGGGGCUGCCCACUCAUCCCAACCAUCUCUGAGCCCCAGGGAUGCCCUCCUGUCCCCAUGGUCCCCACCCUGCUGGGGCCGAACCACCCCUCACGGCCACCCCGUGCCAGAAGGUGCUUGGCUCCAGGUACUUCUGCCCCUGGAAAGCCUGAGCCUCUCCUGGCAGCCCCUGCACUGGAAAGGGAAGGGUUUGGGGUGCAGAGACCCUGUGUCUGUUGAGCUGCAGCUGCCAACUCAAGACAAUUUUGCAAUAAAGGCUGGGUAUC
This is a messenger RNA of Poecile atricapillus (Black-capped chickadee), 3442 nucleotides long. RefSeq names its product protein CD300H-like. The record is from RefSeq and is a predicted model, not a curated record. Gene Ontology annotation, cellular component: plasma membrane. The transcript is spliced from 5 exons. Gene Ontology annotation, molecular function: transmembrane signaling receptor activity. The coding region runs from base 2457 to 3395 and encodes 312 amino acids. NCBI's taxonomy places the organism in Eukaryota, Metazoa, Chordata, Aves, Passeriformes, Paridae.